ACAGAGGAAGGCAGGAAGAGAACUGCAGGGAGCUCAGGCUGGGUCUGGCCAGGGGCAGUUGUAGCUGUGACCUGUCAGCCCAGACCAGUGUGGCGCCUGCUAGUGCCCGGCUGCGUGGGGGACACACAGGGAGCGAGACCGUGGUGGGGGAAGAUGUGGCCUGUGCCGUGGGUGCUCUGUGCAGUGUGGGUGACGGUGCGAGGCAUCUCCGUGGAAACCCCACAGGAAGUCAUUCGGGCUGCCCGGGGAAAGAGCGUCACCCUUCCGUGCACCUACCAGACUACUUCCUCCACCCGAGAAGGAUUGAUCCAAUGGGACAAGCUUCUGCGGAGCCAUUCAGAAAAAGUGGUCAUCUGGAACUUUUUAGAGAAAACUUACAUCUACGGGGACCGUUACCAGAACCGCGCCAACAUAUCGGCCAACGCCGAGCAGUCAGACGCCUCGGUCACCAUCGGGCAGCUCACCAUGGAUGACAACGGCACCUAUGAGUGCUCAGUCACCCUGUUGACAGACCUGGAAGGCACCUCCAAGUCGCGCGUCCGCCUCCUGGUCCUCGUGCCGCCCUCCAAGCCGGACUGCGGCAUCGUGGGAGAGACCGUGAUUGGGAACAACAUCCAGCUGACCUGUGAAUCCAAGGAGGGCUCCCCGGCACCUCAGUACAGCUGGAAGAGCUACAACUUGCAGAACCAGGAGCGGCCACUGGACCAGUCAUUAGUCUCGGGCCAGACCGUGUACCUGAAGAACAUCUCCACGGACACCUCGGGGUUCUACCUCUGCACCUCCAGCAACGAGAUGGGGCAGGAAUCCUGCAACAUUACUGUGGGCGUCAGGUUACCCUCCAUGAACGUGGCCCUGUAUGCGGGCAUUGCCGGGGGCGUGGUGGCAGCCUUCAUCAUCAUUGGCAUCCUCAUCUACUGCUGCUGCUGUCGACAGAAGGACAAGGUCGAGGACAAGGAGGACGCCCGGCCGAACCGGGCCGCCUACCAGGAGCCGCCAGAGCAGCUGAAAGAGCUUUCCAGGGCGAGGGAGGAAGAGGAUGAUGACGACAGGCAGGAUGAGCAGAGGCACAGGGGGCGCCAGACCCCUGACCCCUGAGGCCAGAGAGCAGGCCUGCUGCAGGGGGAUGGAGGCUCCAGUGCGCUGCUUCCAAGUGCAGCCUCCUGCACGGCUGUGUCUUCCCCUACGUCUGCUGCUGGGGGCGGCGGGGAGGUUGGCCAGCCUGGGCCAGGGGACCCUGCCUGUGACUGCCCACGCUGCCCUGUGAAGGGAUGCCUCCCCCACUGCUGCGCCUGGCUCAGGGCCUGCCCCUCCCCCUGGCCCAGGCUGCAGCCUGCACUUACCCCUGCACAGCAGGAGCUCCUGGAAGCGCAGGGCUGAGCCCUGAGUGCUGCUGAUGGCAACUUGCUGAGCUGUGCCAGUGUCAGGAGGGCAGGAGCUGGCGCCGCUCGCCGGAGAGCCCAGCACCUGCGGGGUGGGAGGGGCACCAGCAGAGGGUUUGCACUCAAUGCAUUUCUGCUGAACGAACUAAAGAAUAAACGGGUGUGUGAAGGA
Molecule: messenger RNA, 1551 nt
Organism: Oryctolagus cuniculus (rabbit)
Lineage: Eukaryota; Metazoa; Chordata; Mammalia; Lagomorpha; Leporidae
Gene: GPA33
Product: glycoprotein A33
Cellular component (GO): plasma membrane
Source: RefSeq, a predicted model, not a curated record